CCUCGCAGCGCAGGCGGACGUGGAGAGCCGGAAGGGCCAGGUGUAGAGAAUAUCAAAGUGGUGGCUACAGUUCCACCCCUGGUCUGGCUGCCAUGUAUCAUGGGCAAACUACUAGUAAAGGGCCGUGUAAUUCCACACAGAUUUACCAGCAACCUCCAAGGCUUCUCAUUGUGCAUAUCGCUCUACCAUCCUGGGCUGACCUCUGCUCCAACCUCUGUGAGGCUCUGCAGAACUUUUUCUCUCUAGCCUGCAGCUUGAUGGGCCCCAGCCGCAUGUCCCUCUUCAGCUUAUACGUUGUACAAAAUCAGCAUGAGUGCAUCCUCCCCUUUGUGCAAGUGAAAGGGAACUUUGCUAGGCUGCAGGCCUGCAUCUCAGAACUCCGCAUAUUGCAAAGAGAAGGUUGUUUCAGACCACAAGCCACUUCUCUGCAGCUGGCAAUAAAGGAUGGGCUCCAGCAGUUCAAACAGUACAGUGGACACAUGACCACAAGUGCAGCUUUGACCUACACUUCCCUGGAGAUUACUGUUCUGACUUCACAGCCUGGAAAAGAGGUGGUCAAACAAUUGGAGGAAGGAUUGAAAGAUACAGACAUAGUCAGAGUCAGGAGGCUUCAGGUGGUUGAGAUCACAAAGGGAGUCCUAGAAUGUAUGGACUCAGCAUCCCCUGUUGAAGAGGCCAGCAACGACGAGAGUUCUAUCCUGGGAACUGAUAUUGACCUUCAGACUAUAGACAAUGAUGUUGUCAGCAUGGAGAUUUUCUUCAAAGCCUGGCUGCAUAACAAUGGAACAGACCAAGAACAUGUCCACCUUCUUCUUCCUUCACGGAGUUUCAGCAGCAUUUCCAGAGCCAGAGAUAAUCCAAUGUGCCUGAAAUGUGAUCUCCAAGAGCGACUUCUCAGCCCAUCCCUGCUCCCUGGAACAGCUGAUGGCUCCUUGAGAAUGGAUGACCCCAAAGGAGACUUCAGUACCCUCUACCAGAUGGUUUCCCAGUCAUCAGCCUCUCGUUACAAGCUCCGGGUGAUCAAGGCUCUAAAAUCCACUGGGGUCUGCGAAUCACUGACAUAUGGACUCCCCUUCAUCCUCAGACCCACAAGCUGUUGGCAGCUGGAAUGGGAUGAGCUGGAAACAAAUCAGCAGCAUUUCCAUGCUUUGUGUCACAGCCUACUGAAAAGAGAAUGGCUGCUAUUGGCCAAAGGGGAGCCCCUGAGCCAAGGACAUAGCCUGAGAGAGCCCGCCAGCACCUUCUACGUGAUCCUGCCGUCUCGCUCUCCCAGUCUGCUGGUGAAGGCAGUGGCCACUCGGGAACUGAUGCUACCCAGCCCUUUCCCCCUGCUACCUGAGGACAUGCCUGAUGACAGCCGUAAGACUGUGGAGAGCAUGCUGGAUGACCUGGAGCUAGAACCCACCUACAACCCCUUGCAGGUUUGGAGCCACCUGUACUCACACCUGAGCAGCACCUUUGCCAAGCCUCAGGGCCGGCUCCACCCAAGGUGGGAGAGCCGGGCUCUGAGAAAGCAUCCCCGCAAGGCCGGGCCACUGCAAAUAAAUCGAGUUCGAGCCACAGUGGCCCCUUUGCCUAUGACUCCAGCCCCUGGCAGAGCCCCCAAGAUGCCAGCACCCAGCAAAGCUUCCUCGGAUGUCUUCUUCCAGCCUUCCAUGGAGGAGGAGGAGGAGAUGGAGGAGGAGGCAGACGAGGAGUAUCCCUCAGGGCCCUAAGUCACCAGCACCAUAGCCCAGCUGCCCUGUGCAAGCACAUCCAUGCCAAGGCUCACACAAUGGCUUUCUGUGGACAGACUUGCCUCCUAUCCACCUGAGCCUCUGUGAGCUCCAGGUGGCUGGGAAACAGAGCCUUACCCUCCUCUGUCCUCAGUGCUGCCAACUGCCCCACUCUUCAGGCUGGGAAGAGACACACCGACCCUUUCCCUUCUGCAAGCAGGGACUCAUUUUUCUUUUGGAUCAUUUGAUACUGUUAACACAAAUGAAGAUUAAAUAACCAGUAAGUCUCCACCACUGUUAGGAGCAUUCCCAGGCCCGAUUUUCUCCUUGUAGCUCUGUGUAAGUAGGUGGAUGAAGUCAGGUCACCAUCAGGAAACUGAACCUCAGGAGACAAGGAUGAGGUUUUCAGAGCUCAUGAAAAACAAGCAGGAUUGAAAUCGAAACCGCAUUCCAAAGCCCGUGCCCCUCCCACUACACCCACCACACUGCAAUUCCCUUCAGCCUCCAAACAGAUAAGUGGUUGAUGCUUGGUACCUACAUGCCAAGUGUGCACACGUGCGUGCGUGUGUGCAUGUGUGCGUGUGUGUGUGUGCCUCGCUGUGUGAGACAAGGGGGAGGGAAGGCAUCCUAGAGCUGAGAACAGGGGAGAGGAUGGUGUGAAAAAGACCUAUUCCCUUCCUAUUCCCCUCUCCUCAUACCUGCCCAUCAGCUUUCUCCAUCCACAGAAUAAUAACUACCAUUUAUACAAUGCUUACUCUGCACUUCAAAUCGUAUUAUGUACUUGAGAAAUUUAACUCCUUUCAUA
This is a messenger RNA of Balaenoptera ricei (Rice's whale), 2520 nucleotides long. RefSeq names its product meiosis 1 associated protein (gene M1AP). The record is from RefSeq and is a predicted model, not a curated record. Gene Ontology annotation, biological process: meiosis I; male meiosis chromosome separation; spermatogenesis. Bases 93 to 1715 code for a protein of 540 amino acids. The transcript is spliced from 11 exons. NCBI's taxonomy places the organism in Eukaryota, Metazoa, Chordata, Mammalia, Artiodactyla, Balaenopteridae.